AUGAUGGCGGAUGAUUUAGAUGAAUUUAGUGAAGGUGAGAAGGCCAAGUUGGCGCAACGUAUGGCGGAACUUGAAAAUGAUCCACCUUACAUGGAAAUGAGGAAUAAGGAAGCAGAGAACUUUUCUGAGACUAGCAAAAUGUUAAUCUCCACGGCUAAAGAAAAUAUACCUCCAAAUAGUCAACGGAACUAUCCUUUAGGUGACUAUGGAUUGAGUUUACUUCUUGGGGAAGAAUAUGAACGAAAAAAACAUAAACUCAGGGAGGAGCUUCAACAAGAUUAUAAGCGAUAUCUUUCUCAGGGUAUUUCACACGCAAAAAAGAAAAAUUAUCUGGCUACUGGUGAAGUAGAUCCAUAUACUCAGGGAUUAUCUCUUCCUAUUGAUGAGCGAAGAUCUGCUAAGGAGAAACUACGGCUUGAAAGAAACAAGGAAUACAAUCAGUAUCUCAGGGAUAAAGAAGAAUGGAAUGAAAGGCUAAGGAAAUUAGGGAAGAAUACCACAGAGAAUGAGAUGGACAGGAAUAAAAAACCUAUUGCUGUUACCAGGCUCCAGCCAGAACUACACACAGAAAUACAGCCCUGUAAUACAGGUGCAGAACUACCCAAGAAGGAUGCCUUUACUUCUACAGGAGGUUAUGAAGAGCUGCGAAAUAAAAGAUGGCUGGAGGAAGACAGGUAUCGUAGGUUAGAAGAUGAGAUUGAAAUAAGAAGUCGACUAAUGACUAAACAACUCUAUGAAGAUUUGGAUCUUCCCAGUCGAAGACAUCGUGGAUUUGCUAGCCCAUCUGUAAUUCCUAUUAGGAAGCAUCACAGACUUUAUCAAGAUGGUGAUUUUGGUAGAAGGUACUACAGAAUGGACUAUGAUCCUGAGGCAAAUGAAGAAACAGACCCUAGAUUUAGAUGUGAAAGCACUUAUGACAGAAAAACUCCCCGUUUUUUUAAUGCUGAAAGGCCCUGUCUGGAUGGAGUGGUGAGAGAUCUACCUGCAGAUAAUGAAGACGAAUUAAAGGAGAAAGCACAUGUGCAGCAGAUCUCGAGAACUGCAAAUUCUAGAAAUCAGGUACAAAUUAGUUCUUCAGCUAAUGAACAGGCCCAGUCUGCAGCUGGAAGGCCAUAUGCAGCAGCAGGCCUUGUUCUUGGUGAUCAGGACCGAGAACUUCUCCAAAAGAAAAAAGAGAAGUACAGGCAAGACCUGAUAGAACAGAUGGCUGAGCAACAGCGAAAUAAGAGACGUGAGAAGGAACUUGAGCUCUCAGUUGCUGCUUCUGGAGCUCAAGACCCAGAAAAGAAGCUAAAUGAUGAGGAGCCAAAUAGGUUGCAGCAGUUUGGCUUGACCAUGAGACCUUCUGAAGAGAAAGUACCUCCUGAAAGGCCGAAGGUGGCAUUCCAAACUCCAGUGCCCAUCCCUUCAGCCCCUCCAGUGAAUGAAGACGUUCAGUGGGGGCUAGCCAGCACGCUUGGAGAAAUAGCAGCGCCCAGGCUUGCCCCGAUGCCGCCACCUCCACCACCAGUUUUGACAGAAAACUUCAGAACACCUUAUGAUGAUGCAUAUUACUCUUACGGUGUUAGGAAUCCUUUGGAUCCCUGUCUUGCAUCUUAUGGUACAGGCAUGAUGCCAAUGCAACCCAUGCCUAAUCUGGAUCCUCCUUUAGGCCAAGCCCCAGUGGACCAAUCUGUAAGUGACAUUGGACAGAGGAAUACAGGAGACAGAAAAAGAAGCGUAAGAGAAUUUUCUGAAGAAAAGCCAAAGUCUUCCAAAAAGGCAACAUAUCAGCAAGAAUUGCAACAGCAG
Molecule: messenger RNA, 1791 nt
Organism: Eurypyga helias (sunbittern)
Lineage: Eukaryota; Metazoa; Chordata; Aves; Eurypygiformes; Eurypygidae
Gene: CSPP1
Product: centrosome and spindle pole associated protein 1
Exons: 16
Biological process (GO): positive regulation of cytokinesis
Cellular component (GO): spindle pole; microtubule; centrosome
Source: RefSeq, a predicted model, not a curated record